CUCAAUACCGCCAUAUUGAAAAUGUGCUUUCCUUUGCUUCGGUCUGAGAUCGUGUCAUUCGGCAAAUAGUUCGAAAAUGCCUCUUCCUCCGGCUCUUCAAGCUCGUCUUGCAAAGAGAGGGAUAAUUCAUAAAGAUAAAGAAAAAGCAGAUGAACCAAGUGGAGUAGAUGGACCCGUUAAAGGCUGUCCAAACACAUCAAACCCGUAUCACUCAUGUGUGGAAUAUUGUCGUAAGAGAUAUGGUGAAAAUGCAAUUGCUCCUCAAGUAAAGGAUUACAGUAUUGUACCAUUACCUGUUGGAUGGUACCUGGUACCUGAUCCCAAUAGUGGAUCCAGGUACUAUUGGAACACUCUUACAAAUCAAGUGUCAUGGACCUCUUCUUCAGAUCCUGAGGCAGAUGUAACUCUCCCUUCAUCUGUACUGGACAAACAAAAAGGUCAUUACUAUUUAUGUGUAUUAAAUUAAGUUUGUUUUUUACAAUUGUUUCCUUUUCUUGACAGGCAAUCAAUUUAUGUCUACUUAAUUGCCUAAAGGUUUUAGGUCAUUUUACAUUGUCAGUUACUCUUUGCAAUAAAAUCACAAAUUAACUUUCUUGUGA
Messenger RNA from Pocillopora damicornis (cauliflower coral), 599 nucleotides. RefSeq names its product polyglutamine-binding protein 1. Lineage: Eukaryota; Metazoa; Cnidaria; Anthozoa; Scleractinia; Pocilloporidae. The record is from RefSeq and is a predicted model, not a curated record. Gene Ontology annotation, biological process: alternative mRNA splicing, via spliceosome. Gene Ontology annotation, cellular component: cytoplasm; nuclear body. Gene Ontology annotation, molecular function: ribonucleoprotein complex binding; protein binding.